This is a messenger RNA of Panicum virgatum (switchgrass), 1669 nucleotides long. RefSeq names its product heat stress transcription factor C-1a-like. Bases 357 to 1310 code for a protein of 317 amino acids. Gene Ontology annotation, biological process: regulation of transcription by RNA polymerase II. NCBI's taxonomy places the organism in Eukaryota, Viridiplantae, Streptophyta, Magnoliopsida, Poales, Poaceae. Gene Ontology annotation, molecular function: RNA polymerase II cis-regulatory region sequence-specific DNA binding; DNA-binding transcription factor activity. The record is from RefSeq and is a predicted model, not a curated record. Gene Ontology annotation, cellular component: nucleus. The transcript has 2 exons.
CCGAGCCCUCGCGCCUCGCCAUAGGAUAUGCGAUCGGUUGGGCUGGACCCCCUCGGCCCUCGCCGCUGCUUCUACUAGUUUAUUCAUGUCCUUCCUGUCACGCACGACGACGACGACGGCCAUAAUUAGUAACCCCCUCCGCCCUCCGGCCCCUCCGCCAGGCCAGCAGCAGCACCCGCCUGCCUUUUGGGGGAUUUGACACCCAUCCAUCCAGCUCGGAGAGAGCCGGCGCCUGCUUCUUGCUCUUGCUCUUGCUGCUGCAGCAGCUGAGCGAUCGGCGCUGCGAGCGUCUCCUUCGUUUCCGAUCGAUCGAUCGGUCGUGUCGAUCCGCGGCCGCGGGUGGUAAUAUAUCAUAGAUGGACGGCCUCCACACGGAGCUCGCGCUGGGGCUGCUCGGGUGCGGCGGCGGCGGCCAGCUGCAGACGGCGCCGUUCGUGGCCAAGACGUACCAGAUGGUGUGCGACCCGCGGACGGACGCGCUCGUGCGCUGGGGGAGGGACAACAACAGCUUCGUCGUCGCCGACCCCGCUGGCUUCUCGCGGCUGCUCCUCCCCUGCUUCUUCAAGCACAGCAACUUCUCCAGCUUCGUGCGCCAGCUCAACACAUACGGGUUCCGGAAGGUGCACCCGGACCGGUGGGAGUUCGCGCACGAGUCCUUCCUGCGUGGGCAGACGCACCUGCUGCCGCGCAUCGUGCGCCGCAAGAAGCGCGGCGAGGGCGCCGCGUCGUCCUGCUCCGCCGCCGCCGGCGACGCGGGCUGUGCCGCCAUCGGCGGCGAGGAUCGCCACCUGGAGCAGGAGGGCCAGCUGGACCAGGAGGAGCGGGAGGCGCUGCUCGAGGAGGUGCAGAGGCUUCGGCGGGAGCAGAUGGCCAUCGGGGAGGAGCUGGCCCAGAUGAGCCGCCGCCUGCAGGCCACGGAGCGGCGGCCCGACCAGCUCAUGUCCUUCCUCGCCAGGCUCGCCGAGGACCCCGACGGCGUCACGCGCCACCUCGUCGAGCAGGCCGCCGAGAAGAAGCGCCGCCGCCUUCAGCUCUCCUCCCACCCCAUUUCCCCGAUCCCGCUGGCGCCGCCGCCAGUCCACCCGCUGCUGGGGCUCGGCGGCACGGACUGCGACGGCUGGCAGUGGGCGGAGCAGAAGCCGCCGGCGAUAAUCCUCCCCUCCUUCGUCGAGCCCUCCCCGAGCUCCUGCGGGGUGCAGCAGGUGCCGGAUUUCGGGGGCGGCAACGGCGGCGGCAUCAUCGGCAUGGGCCUGACCACUGACGACACGGCAGUGGAGACGCCCUUCCCGUUCUGCCUCCUCGGCCGGUAAAUCAUGCGCAUGCACGUUCUACUCCUACCUCGGCCUCUGCUCACUGAUUUCUAGUUACUCCUGCUCCUUGUACUCUGCAAACCAUUCAUCUGCACAUUGACACAUCCCCAUCCGAUCAUUAUCGCAAACGAGCACAGCUCAUUACAGGCUGCUGUAUCUGUUGUAUGUAAUCGAAGAAGAACAGAUCGGGAUCGAUGAGACGAUGAUCGUGGUCACUAGUUGUCAUUCUAGUAGUAGUUAGGCCUUGCAUUUGUUGGUUGGACAUGGUAGUGUAGUGGAGCUCGAUCUUCUUGUCCUCCAAGCUUGUAGGGUUUUCAGGGGAUUAAACUAAGCUAUGCCCGCAUUACUUUUGCUGCAAA